Molecule: messenger RNA, 2189 nt
Organism: Chilo suppressalis (striped riceborer)
Lineage: Eukaryota; Metazoa; Arthropoda; Insecta; Lepidoptera; Crambidae
Source: the annotation of a GenBank genome assembly
CUUUAACAAACCAGUGUUGAUUUUAACGGCGUCCGUGUAUGCGUUUAGGGCUUGUCUGAUUUCUGUUAAUUGUAUUUAAUUGAACGUGAACGCUCGUCGAGGUGUGACACUGGACAAGAUUGAAACACAAUUUUGGAUCUUCUAAAUUAUAUAUAGUUAUAUGGGGCGAAGAGCUAGCCUCCAAAAUGAAGCUCUCGCUAGUUUUUGAGCUGCUGCUCAUUUUCGUGCUGCUGGCUUUUGCGGCAUCGAAGAGCGUCAGGAAACAGAAGAAUAACAGGAAGGCGAUACAGAACAGGAAUGACAGCGACAAGUUGGAAGACAACAGCAUCAAUAAGUACUGUAAAUGUUCGGAGGCGUACUGCAAUUGUUGCCGCGACUUCCAAGUGCCCGUGCUCAAUUUGAACGGUCCAGGAUGUGCGUCACUGAUGUACCUGAACGGCGACAAAAUGGCGGUGUCACUAAGCUUCGGAAAGAAGGUCAUCACGAACCGGACCCUCUCCAGUCGCAAACCCAGCCCAGUUUGUCUACCAUUACCUGGAGGAGUAUCAAAAUUCUGCGGACGGGUAUACAACAUAGCUAGAGCUGGCGAAGAAUUCAGAGCAUGCCUUGGCUUAGAGCUUCAGUCUAAGACUUCUGUGGAAGCAGCAGUCCGAGUAUCCUGCUUCAAGUUUGGACCUCGCGGAGUGACGUCAGAGCCUGCUGAUCCGCUUCCAUUGGUUCCCCAAGGCGAGAAAGCUGGCGAUGAUGAUGAUGAAGAUGAUGAGGAUGACGACGACUUUGGAUUAGGAGACGAUGACGACGACGACGAUGAUGAUGAUGACGACGAUGAUGAUGACGGUGAAUUAGAUGCAAUCAACGAUGUUGAAAGUGCAGACUAUACAGGAUUCAGUCUUUUAGGAGAAGACUUAUUGGGAGACCUGUUUGGUUCAUCGGGCAAUAAGAAACCGAAUAAAAAUAAGAAGAAACAAGCGCCUGUACAAAGCACUACUACUACUAGGCGACCGCGUCCAUCGCGACGUCCUAGUAGAAAACCUAGUACGAGGACAACGACACUCAAACCUACCCGUUCCACCACAGUUAAAAUUCGCCCAGGAAAUAGGCGUCCUACAAGAAGGCCAUCGAAAAGACGCCCGUCGAGACGCCCAACGACUGCUAUAACUGUUGAAAGUACAACUCCUUCUACUGCUACCGCUUCAACCUCAGUUCCUUUAGUUACUAUACCAAUAGUUACUCCUGUGCCAAUUUUGCCUAUUGUUUCAAGCACAGAACUAAGACAAGUUGUUAACGAUGAAAUCGAUCAAACCUUUGAACCAAUAGUUGCAUUUAAUCAAAAUGUUAAACCUCUACCUUCUACCACCGCAAAAAGCGUGACGAAUUUUGAGGAUCCAGGCCUUGAGAUGUCUCUUGCACAUAUAACUGGUCAGUUAUCUGUGAUGCCAGUUACUCCUAUAGUAUCUGGAUCCGGCAAAGACGCAGAAAUGUCUUCCACAAAUAAACAAGAAGUUACUUAUGAGAAAAUUGAAACAAUCACGCCCAAAAUGCCUUCUACGGCGACGUUUACUGCGGCAACUGAAGAAAAGGUGAAUGAUGACUUGAUCCAAAUUGUACAAGACCUUGAUUCUAAUUCAGAGGAACACAAAGAAUCUCUAGAAGCUGAAGAAACAAGAGGACAUACGUUUGAUACAUUUGACCACACUCCUGUUUCUGGCGACUUUUAUUCAGGUCUUUCUUUACCAAAAAAGAAACAUCGCGGAUUCGAUUAUGAGGAUUUAGACGUGCUUCGUUUAUCUGAUAUCGGUGAAACGGUUGGUGAUCAGUUAGGUUUAUUUGGAAGAAGUAAGAGGCAUGACAAAAAUAAACAUACAAAAGUAAAAAAUAACAAAGACGAAGAUGAUGAGAAUGAUGACUAUGCCGACAUGCUUUUAUUUGAUUCCUUACUGCGGAAGUCGAGCAAUGGUAAUAAAAAUAAAAAAGACCGAAGAAGACAAAACAAAAUGAUGCGCGGUGAAUGGUCCCAAGUAUGACACCUAAGUUAAAUUAGUUUUAAGUAUUUAAUAACUAUUUAUUCGUUUGUUCUAAUUUAUUUAUUGACUGUAAAUAGUAAUAUUACAAUUACCAACAUUAAGCUUUAGUUUUUUCCAUUGAUGAUUAAAGAACUUUGUAGAUAUGUGUUUCUCAAUUAAAAUCCC